CCCCUACACUAAUUUCCCUUAUGUUCAGCUGUUCUGGUUAAGAAGGCCAAAUAGCGGCACUUUGCGUGUGUGUUUGGCGUGAUGGCGGCCGUGCUGCGUGUGCUUUACGGUGCGCCCAGGCCAGGUGCUCUUGCUGCCUGCUCCGGCCUGGUUCGUCCCCUCAGUUUGUCGGUGCGGAGAGAGGGAUACAAAUAUGUGAAUGCCCAGGAGGUGCCCACAGACUUAAAGUCCAUCACAGACCGAGCAGCACAGACUUUGCUGUGGACUGAACUUUUUAGAGGUUUGGGGAUGACCAUGAGCUACUUGUUUCGGGAGCCAGCUACCAUUAACUACCCAUUUGAGAAGGGCCCACUGUCACCCCGUUUCCGUGGUGAACACGCCCUGCGUAGGUACCCCUCCGGUGAGGAGCGCUGCAUCGCCUGCAAGCUUUGUGAGGCCAUCUGCCCAGCCCAGGCCAUCACAAUCGAGGCGGAGCCCCGCGCUGAUGGCAGCAGGCGAACGACGCGCUACGACAUCGACAUGACCAAAUGCAUCUACUGCGGCUUCUGUCAGGAGGCUUGCCCUGUGGACGCCAUUGUGGAGGGUCCCAACUUUGAGUUCUCCACCGAGACCCACGAGGAGCUGCUGUACAACAAGGAGAAACUGCUCAACAAUGGCGACAAAUGGGAGGCCGAGAUCAGUGCCAAUAUACAGGCCGACUACCUUUAUAGAUAGGCUAACACGUAGACAGACAGACAGACGGACAUUGGUACUGUGCACUAAAUGACAAGUGGAUAUGCUGUCUGACUGACAUCUGAUUGACUGACAGGAACACUGACAGACAAAUUCACACAAUAAGUUUGCUGUCUGGCCAAGAGGUUUAAACACACAAGCCAACACAACUCUCGGGACACAAACGUAGUGAUUGAAAUGUGUACAGUGACAAAGCUCAUUUCAAAGCUCAACAAAGACAGAUCCACUGACUUUGAUAAAGACAGACUUUAUUCCAUUUUCACCUUCAGGUUGAAUCAACUGUAGCAUCAUGCACUCUCUCUUGUUUGAACAGAUCUGUCAUUGUCAAUGAUGUACAACUUCAUUUUGCAUGCAGUUUCUGCCACUAACAUUCAAACACGCACACACACAGGUCCAUACCCAACCCACAUACAUACAUACAAACACACAUUGUACUGAAUUGUAUAAAUUUAAAUUAAGAUGUAAAAGAAUGAAAAAUACAUUUCUGUUCCUAAGUUUUUAAGGUGUCUGUUGUGUCAUUAUUUCAUGAGGACUGUUGACAGGGGUGGUCUGUUGAGUAAAUUGAAACUGAGGGGACUUGAGAUGAAGCUGGGCAUUGUUUUGGUGAACAG
Molecule: messenger RNA, 1343 nt
Organism: Megalops cyprinoides (Indo-Pacific tarpon)
Lineage: Eukaryota; Metazoa; Chordata; Actinopteri; Elopiformes; Megalopidae
Gene: ndufs8b
Product: NADH:ubiquinone oxidoreductase core subunit S8b
Exons: 7
Coding region: 82-714 (210 amino acids)
Biological process (GO): mitochondrial respiratory chain complex I assembly; mitochondrial electron transport, NADH to ubiquinone
Cellular component (GO): membrane
Molecular function (GO): NADH dehydrogenase activity; 4 iron, 4 sulfur cluster binding
Source: RefSeq, a predicted model, not a curated record